AUGGUAAAUGAUAAAAUAUACCAGCAUUGUGAAAGCAACAACAUUUUCGCCUUCGAACAGAAAGGGUGUAUAAGAAAAGCAAUGGGGUGCAAAGAACAACUGUUGAUCGAUUCUGUAAUUAUGAAAAAAGCGCAGGCUCAAAAGCGUAAUCUACAUACUUGCUACAUUGACUACUCCAAAACCUUUGACUCCAUACCACAUAACUGGCUCCUCAAAAUACUUGACAUCUACAAAAUUUCCGACAAUGUAAAAGCAAUGCUUACAUAUAUAAUGAAAUUAUGGAGAAUCACGCUCAAACUUAAUAACAAAAACAUUAGGAAAGGUGACAUCAGGUGUGGAAUAUAUCAAGGAGAUUCGCUCAGUCCUAUGUGGUUUUGUCUGGCAUUGAACCCUCUGUCCCAACUACUUAACAACACUAAUGCUUGUUUCAGGAUAAAGAUGAGAGACCGAACUGGAUAUAGUCACUUGCCCUACGUGGAUGACCUUAAACUAUACGCCGAGUCUAAACAACAGCUUGAGUCUCUACUAACAGUGACACAACAAUUUAGUGACGAUAUAAAGAUGAAUUUUGGUCUAGAUAAAUGUGCUACAAUAGAAAUAAAGAAAGGACACGUGGUGAAGACCGAGGAAAAUUUUAUGAAUAUACCUUGUCUCGAACCUGACGAUACCUACAAAUACCUUGGCAUACAACAAAAUCUUGGAAUCCCCCAUACAAAUCUUAAGAAAGAGGCCAUGGAAAAGUAUAAAAGCCGUCCCACUAAAUUGCUAAACACAAAAUUAAACUCCAAGAACCUGACAAGGGCCAUUAAUUGCUGGGCAAUUCCAACACUCUCAUACUCCUUCGGAAUUCUAAAAUGGUCUGACACCGAUCUAGACGAACUAGAUAAAACAACACGAAGAACGCUUACAAAAUUCCGCUGCUUACAUCCCAAUUCAUCCAUCCAACGACUGUACAUACCACGCAGCGAGGGUGGACGUGGACUGCUCAACAUUAAAUCUCUUUGCAAAUCACAAGAACGUAAAAUGAGAGAAUACUUUUUACAACACACUCACCCAAAUAUCCAAACAGUAGUCGAACAUGACCAAGCAUAUACACCUCUCAAUCUAGCUUCCCCACAACUUGAGUUUCAAAUAGAAUCACAUUCAAGUCGAAUAAAUAAUUGGGAAGAGAAGAUAUUACAUGGAAAAUAUCCUUUACAACUAGCUGCUGCUCACAUUGAUAAGACAACAUCAAUCUCUUUCUUAAAGUAUGGUAAUCUACACCCUGAGACAGAAGGUUUCAUGCUGGCAAUCCAAGACAGGAUCAUGAGAACUAGAAAUUAUGAAAAGCACAUCCUGAAGACGGACACCAUUGAUGUAUGUCGAAAAUGUGCUAAACCGGGUGAAACCAUCGAACAUAUUACUGGUGCGUGCUCCGCCCUUGCAGACACCGAUUACCUCUGUCGACAUAACCAAGUGGCUAAGAUUAUACAUUCGCACUUAGCAUUAAGGUGCAAACUAAUAAAAUCGUCGCUGCCAUAUUAUAAAUAUACACCUGAUGCAGUUUUGGAAUCCGACCAACAUCUAUUAUACUGGGACCGACCAAUCAUAACUGAUAAAACUGUGGAUUACAACCGUCCGGACAUCUUGCUUAUCAAUAAAUCUGAAAAAGUAGCAUGGAUUAUUGACAUCGGAAUUCCACUCACGCACAAUAUAUUCAAAACAGAACAAGAGAAAUGUAGAAAGUAUAUUAACUUAGCUAUAGAGGUAAAACGCAUUUGGAACCUAAAGAAAGUCAGUAUUGUGCCCGUCAUAAUCUCCACCGAAGGAGUUUGUACCACCAAUCUUUCACCUAACUUGGCUAAAUUGGAACUACAAAAAGGCCUACGUUAUCCCAUGCAAAAGGCCGUAAUUUUACAAACCUGCCAUCUAGUUCGUAAGUUCCUAUCAAUAUAG
Messenger RNA from Sitophilus oryzae (rice weevil), 1935 nucleotides. RefSeq lists its product as uncharacterized. The transcript has a single exon. The coding region runs from base 1 to 1935 and encodes 644 amino acids. The record is from RefSeq and is a predicted model, not a curated record. NCBI's taxonomy places the organism in Eukaryota, Metazoa, Arthropoda, Insecta, Coleoptera, Curculionidae.